AUGGAAGAAAAUCAGGAACAAGAGGAAGUUUUCUAUAUCAAAAGAGGAAGUUUUCCAUCUCGCCCGAAGCAGAAUAUUCAUCCCCGUCUUGACGAGUGCUAUCUCAGAUUCAACAAUUGGCGCCCACCGUGGGGCUGGAAACGCUUCUCGCUAUUCAUCUCGAAGAUAUCUAGAUUUUCACGAGCUAGCAACAAUGGCGAACUCAAAAGAGAAUACGCCUACCGGGAGCCCAUCCCAUUCAGAAGAAAACUUAAGGGACCGGUCCAUCUCGCCGCGAAGAUCAACCUCGCCGCGAAGAUCCGUCUCGCCGCAAAGAUCUACUUCGCCGUAACGAUCCCCUCCACCAAGGAAGGACGAAAGCCCUCCUCCGUCUGCAUCACGCCGCUCAAGGAAAUCUUCCUCGAGUGA
This is a messenger RNA of Microthlaspi erraticum, 408 nucleotides long. The record is from the annotation of a GenBank genome assembly. NCBI's taxonomy places the organism in Eukaryota, Viridiplantae, Streptophyta, Magnoliopsida, Brassicales, Brassicaceae.